ACCUCCAGCUCGGACCUCCAGCACUAUCGACACUCGGAUACUCUAUGACAACCAGCACUUGACUACGCUUGGGCCGUAUUGUCUUAGCUAGGUCUUGUCUGUAAAGGCGGCGUUGCUACACGCCAGUGAUGGUCCGCUGAUGCAGCUGUUGCAUUUAGUAAUGACGCAGUCAGAUCCUAGCGUCAGUCCGAACACCGCUUUCAUUUGGGCUACCAUUGGGCCACCAUCCUUCGAUUCGAGCUCGCGGUCAUAUCGUGUCCCCGGGCUAGUCAAAACUAAGAGGCAGUGGCGCACUACCGACUCGAGUCUCGAACCAUGGUGCUUCCCGCAGAAAUCCACGACGAGAUCGUAGAUCAGCUCUCUGGAGAGACGGGUGCGCUCAAGGCUUGUGCGUUGACGUGUCACCAGUGGGCCAGACGUGCACAGAGCAACCUGUUCCGGACGAUCACCAUCCUCACCCACGUGGAGCAUGGUCGCGUCCUGGACAUGCUCGAGGAACAUCCCAGACUCGGACAGCUCGUACGGGUGCUCACAUUCAGUAAGCCGAAACCGGACCCCGCGUCGCUCGACGGCGCGUGGCCGGACCUGCUCCUGAUGAUGGACCGUGUGGAGGAGCUCAACAUCGGUUCGGUGGACCUAUUCACGAGAGGUGUGAGGACGUAUUUCUCUCGGAUCCGGAUCCUACGCCUCCUCGGCACACACAACUUCCAGUGUAACGACUUCCUACGCCUCCUUGCAGCAUGCCGGUCGCUGUCUGAGCUACACCUAUCAGACCAGAUACAGAUCACGCCACCUCCCGAUGACGGUGCGAUGCAACCAUCGGGCAGCGUCACCUCUUGUCUGCUGUACCACUUCCCAUUGCACAUGUCUUUGCGCAGACUACAGCCGAUAGUUAACGACGUGGCACCCUCCUGCAGCAACAACGACUCGGACAUCCUCCGGGUGGCUGCGCCCGUGCUCGAGGAGCUGGUUCUGCGCCUGACGUUCCACGGGCCGCUGUACGUCAUCCUGCAGUCACCCGUGCCGUUCCUGCAGCUCCGGCGUCUACACCUGAAGGACGCGGGGCUCGAGGCCAAGUUCGUCGCGUACGAAUACCCUACGUGGAUGUUGACAGCCUUGACACACAUCUCGCGGUGGGAGAUGCGCGCCAACCUCCGCGAGAUCGUGCUCAGUCUGCCCAUGCCGGGAACUAGUGUUGGACCGUUCGUGCGGAGGGACCGCGACGUAGAGCCACCGGCUUUAUCCUUCCCGUUCCCGUGGGUGCAACUCGACAUCACGAUGGCCAAGCUGGCGCAGGACAACGAGAAGCUGGCGUUCACCGUGAAUAUCCGCGACCCGUCGUGCAAGAAAACGCAGGCCGUGCCUUUGACGGACCCGUCCUUUGGGCGAUACAGGCUGCGGGAGUCUCGGAUGCAGGAAGUACGCCCGCAGGCGUUGACGGUAUUGGUGGGACCUCAUUGGAAUGCACUUCGGAGCUUCGGAGGCGAACUCAGCGACAGGCCAUUUGCGUUCUAGAGCAGGUUCGUAUAGGGCAUUCAGUACGCUAUGUCGUGGAGUGUGUCCAGAUCAGGGAACUAGAGUCGUUCGGUCCGUUCUGGUACUUACCACAAGUCUACAUUGAAUGUUGCAACCCCAACGGCUGAGAUCGUCAUUGCUAGCACAUGCGAGGACUGAGAUCUGAGACUCCACUCACGAGUCACAUUGCCGUCCAGUGACAGUCAUCCUCCCUGUAGUAGUAUUGAUUAUCACCAAAGAACCAGUGGCUGCUCACCGGACCAAUGACCGGACUCCACUCAACCUAGAGACCCAACGUCGAGGCCAUCUGCUUUCGUCGUCAAUUGUAAGACAGGUUGCGCCCCGUCUCACGAGCAUUCUUCCCCAAUCGUCAUAGCUAUUUUCGUCUGCUCCGGCGUACAGUAGCGG
This is a messenger RNA of Fomitopsis serialis, 1923 nucleotides long. RefSeq lists its product as uncharacterized. The transcript has 4 exons. The coding region runs from base 316 to 1515 and encodes 399 amino acids. NCBI's taxonomy places the organism in Eukaryota, Fungi, Basidiomycota, Agaricomycetes, Polyporales, Fomitopsidaceae. The record is from RefSeq and is a predicted model, not a curated record.